AUGGAUGUAUCACCGACUCGAUUUUCUCUUUACUACUUCGACGCCUACCACGACUUCACCUUACCCCGCCACUAUACAAACGACCAAAAAGCCAUCCUUCUGCGCUUCACUCCCUGCCGCAAUAACAACACAUACAACCUCACCAUGCUAUCGCAAAUACGCACCCGCCUCCAAUCAUGGUGGCAACAAACACCUUUACCAGCAGCUGCCGCAACACCUAGCUUCCAGAAAUGGCACGGCUUUGCCCAAGACCAGUGGAUGCCCUUCACCAGCGACAAGACUUCUACACCCGGCAAACACCAAUGGGUGGGUUCGAUCCGCCUUGUGAGUUGGAAUGUGAACGCAGAUGCACCGCUACCAAAGUCUCGCAUGUCCGCACUACUGCGCGCCAUCGAGACUACAGGCGCUGCAGACGCUGUUUUCCUGCAAGAGGUAUCAAGAGAAGGUCUUACAGCCCUGCUUGAAGAUUCCUGGUUACAGCAAAACUGGUACAUAAGCGAUGUCGAUGCGUCCGCGUACGGAACCCAAAAGUUCAUCAGCAUCACGCUGGUGUCCAAGUUUUGGGUAGCCACCGAUAGUAUCCAGCUAGGCGCCGUCUGGAGGGUCGCAUUACCGAGUCGUUUUGGACGAGACGCGCUAUGCUGCGAUCUGAUCUUCAACUCUUCAAGCAAGCACACUUCCGGUCGAGUGUCCACUCGCAUUCGACUCAUUAACGUCCACCUGGAUUCGUUGCCAAUCAAUCCGUCGAUGAGGCCGCGUCAGGUCUCCAUUUGCGCGUCGUACCUCAGCGCUGCUGGCCGCGGGAUCGUCGCCGGCGACUUCAAUGGCAUUCUUCCAGAAGACGACGACCUUGUCAGUAACAACGGUCUUGCGGAUGCGUGGGCAGAGCUUCAUCCGAAUGAUUCAGGCCAUACUUGGGGCGUGUACGGUGAACAGUCUUUCCCGCCGAACCGGUUGGACAAAGUUGCUCUGCUCAACCUUAGGCCUUCAGCCAUGCGCAUCCUGCAAACGAGCGAAAUGGAAUCCUACGGCGCAGAGACGUCGGCCGACGUAGCAGAACAGGGGUCAAAUGCGCAUUUCAGCGAUCAUUUGGGUCUCUGGUGUAACAUUAGCUGGACAGAAGACCGACCGCGGCAGGAACGAUGA
Alternaria ventricosa is the source of this 1146-nucleotide messenger RNA. RefSeq lists its product as uncharacterized. NCBI's taxonomy places the organism in Eukaryota, Fungi, Ascomycota, Dothideomycetes, Pleosporales, Pleosporaceae. Gene Ontology annotation, molecular function: 5'-tyrosyl-DNA phosphodiesterase activity; single-stranded DNA binding. Gene Ontology annotation, biological process: double-strand break repair. The record is from RefSeq and is a predicted model, not a curated record. Bases 1 to 1146 code for a protein of 381 amino acids. Gene Ontology annotation, cellular component: cytoplasm; PML body. The transcript has 2 exons.